Messenger RNA from Cuscuta epithymum, 3124 nucleotides. The record is from the annotation of a GenBank genome assembly. NCBI's taxonomy places the organism in Eukaryota, Viridiplantae, Streptophyta, Magnoliopsida, Solanales, Convolvulaceae.
CUCUCCUCACCAUUACAUAGUACAAGUAUUGAAGCUCCCAUUAAUGGAGUUCUAAGCUAUUCUAGUGAGAAGGAGGAAGAAGAAAAGGAUCCAUAAUAUGGAGGGAAACUCCCAUAUUUAUAGAGAAUAGGGGAAGGGGAUGCUCUCCACCCUAAUGGGCCGGAGUGGGCCCAAAGCGGGCCGAAAUGGCUAAAGUGGGCCGGAUGGGCCGAAAUGGGCCUAGAUGCUCGGGCUCCGUAGUGAAUAAUGUCUUAGCCUCCUGAACAGUAAUAGGCCGGGAUAAUAUAUCCCAACACAUCACUUCAUCUAAACGCGGAUGCCCCGUCGUUUUCCCUUUCAGCUUUUUUGGUAUCAACUACGGAGUAUCGAUCAACUAAUAUUGUCUAAUCAAUCAUUUCCCAAACAUCUUCAGGGUCGUGCCUACUGUGAGGCCAUUGAGGCAUGGGCCUCAGGGGCCCAAAAAUGUCAAAAUUUUGAGGGCCCAACAUUUUAGAUGUCUUUCUAUUAUAUAGAUAUAUUUCUAAUUAAAAAUAUAUGCCUUUGUUUAAUUCUGAUGGCUGCUGCGUUUGGAAACCGAAAUAGGCGACCUAUAGACCAAGUACGGAGUACCAACGAAGAUAGAAGAGGAACGACCGAACCAGUGUAGUGCGCCGGUGGCCAGUGCUUAAGUGUUGUGUGACUGCCGAUUGCCAAACCUGAGAAGAAGAAUUAGAAGAGUAAUUUGUUGAUUUGCCUUUGCCUUAUUGCAGACUUGCAGCACUCGGUCCGCUAGGGCAGGAGGCUUGGAGCAAUCAACCACCAAAAAUAAAAAAAGCAGCAAUAUCGGACCCUUCCAUAAUCGGUACGGAUUCUAAGGAAUAUCAAGUUAUCAAGUAUCAAGUUAUCAACAGAACACGUCUGAAGACUUCGACGAUCUUCUCCAUCCCAUUGGGUUCUAAAAUCUAAAGUUGAACUCAGGUGGUAUAAUGGUGAGGAAAAAAGAUCCUCUUUGGGAGUACGCAGAUGAGCUUGAUAAUAAAUUCAAAUGCAGAUAUUGUCAGAAGGAGUAUUCGGGUGGAAUAGCGAGGGUAAAGUUUCAUCUUUCUGGACUCAGAGGCCAUGAUGUUGAAAUUUGUACUCAAGUUCCCGAUGAUGUUCAAGCACAAGCCUUCAUUGCUUUGGAAAAGAACUCAAAUAAAAGAAGCAAAAGUGCGGUCAGUACUCCCUCUUCUGGUAUGAACGAUAAUCCCUCUUCUUUCAUGGGUUUGCAACAAACCACGAUGCCUGAGAUGAUAAAAAAGAUGGAUAAAAGUGGUGUGGAUAAGUUGCUUACUAAGUUUUUCAUCAUGAAUAAUAUUUCUUUUAAUGUUAUUCAAAGUGAUUCCUUCAAGAACUUAGUGAAAGCCUUGGGUGAGUUUGGACCAACUUAUAGGUUACCUAGCUACACGACUUUGAGAACAAAGCUUAUUCCGGAAGCAAAGAAAGAGGUUGGUGAAUAUGUUAAGAAUGUAAAAAAAUCUUGGGAAAAAACUGGUUGUACUAUAAUGUCUGAUACUUGGAGUGAUCUCAAACAAUGGUGCUAUAUUAAUUUUAUUGCAGACUCUCCUGGAGGUGCCGUAUUCUUGCAAUUUAUUGAGAUUUCUAAAGAGAGGAAAACAUGAUAUUUGUUAAAAGAAUUGUGUUCUAAAGUUAUUGAUUUACUUGGACCACAAUAUGUUGUUCAAUUUGUGACUGACAAUGCCUCGAACUUUGAAAGUGCCGGUGAGAUGUUAGUUGGAAAGUACCCCACCAUGUAUAAGACCAAAUGCGCUGCUCAUGGCAUUCAAUUGCUUUUUAAGGACAUUUAUAAGGAUCUUGAGUGGGUGAGGAGUGCUGUUGAUGAUGCAAAGUCAAUCCAGUCGUUUAUGUAUAGGCAUCAAAUUAUUACUGGAUUAAUGAGAGAUGCUACAAAUGGGAGGGAAUUGAAAAAACCGUGUGCCACUCGAUUUGCUUCGAAUUUUAUUGUUCUUCAAUCUGUUCUUGAGGUUGAGAAUGCAUUAAGGUUAUUCGUGGCAUCUCCUAUUUGGAGGGGUUUAGAGUAUACUAAGUCAUCUGAAGGGAAAAGGGUCACAUGUAUCAUUCAAGAUCCCGAUUUUUGGACGCGUGCAAAAGAAGUUAUUGAUGUUUUAGAGCCUCUUGUGAGAAUCCUUCGUUUAGUUGAUGGUGAUGGAUCCACUUCUGGGUAUUUAUAUCAAGCAAUGGAGAUGGCAAAAGAAUCUAUCGACUUUAAGAGUGCUUUGAACGAGGGUAAAUAUGGCCGCAUAAAGUUACUAUUGCAAAAGAGGCGAAAUGAAAAUAUUCUUCACCCCAUCCAUGCUGCAGCUGCCUUCCUUAAUCCCGCAUAUAUGCUUAGUGACUCUUUCAAGGAAAAUUGGGAGAUGAAACAAGGAACUAGUUACAUUUAUGAUAAUCUAGUUUCAGUGGCCGAAAAGGAGUCUUUUCUUGAGCAAGUGCAACUUUAUCGCAUGUCUUAUGCCCCUUUAUUCUCCUCAUCUGCCAAAGCAAUGCUAAAAACAUAUCAUCCUAGAAUAUGGUGGGAUGUUUGUGGUGAUGUUCUUCCAGUGCUUCAAAAAUAUGCUAUUCACAUUUUGAGUCAGCCAUGUAGUUCUUCUUCAUGUGAACGCAAUUGGAGUGCUUUUGAAGCGGCCCAAACCAAGAAGAGAAACAGGUUGACUCCUCAAAUGCUUGGAACUCUAGUUUAUGUGAGGAUGAAUUCCAUGAUGAUAGAGAAGUUUCAAAGUAACGAAGUGGCCGACAUGAAACCAAUUGAUUUGACAAGUCUAAAGGAUUGGCCGGAUUACGGAGAAGAAGUGGAACCGAUUUGUAGUGGAGCUCUUACGAUGGAAGAGGCUUCAAUCAUAGAUUCAAUGGAAGGACCUGACAAUCUUGACUCAAUUUGUCUAACCAUCGAUGACGGUGAUGGUGAUGAAGAUGACGAGUUUAACUUGGAUGCUAUUUGAUGAACAUGAUGAGUUCAUUUUGGUUUUUUUUUGUUAUGAUGUGCUACAUUGUUAGACAUAAUUGUUGCUGGAUUUAUAUGUUGACUUAAUUCCUAUUUCUUUUCUUGUCAUGGACUUAUGCUAUCAGUUAUAUUGUGAUCUUUUUA